AUGAGCUCGGCAAUGAUCAAAUGCACUGGCUUAUACUACAUCAUCGAUCCGAAGAGCGCCAAGAUCAGAGGUCAUAACGUUUUUCACAUAACAGUAAUGGUCAUGAUCACGUUUACUGCGAUUUGUUUGUUGAUGUGCCCGUUCGGUCUUUACUACUGGGCAAACGAUGUGACGCAGUUCGUCCUUCAAUUUAUCGCACUCAUAAACUUUUUGUUUGGGUGCUUCAAAGCUUUUACAAUCGUCCGCCACUCUGAUGACAUUCGACGGUGUCUGGACAUCACGCGCUUCGAUUUCGUAUCCAGCGCCCGCGCGGAUCCCGAUUCGACCCGUUUCUUUCAAACGUGCCGCAACGUGUCGAUGAAAUUUACAGGUUGGUUCGCCGUUUGCAGUCAUUUCGUGUUGUUGAUGUGGACUCUGUUGCCUUUUGUCGUCGGCUCAUCGGUUGAAAUAAAGAACCGCGACAAUUCGAUCAGCAUCUACCACUUUAACCCGUACAACAUGUAUUUUAUGGUAUCUAGCGAAAUGUACAACGAAUGGCAUCUCAUCUUCCACCUGCUCGAAUGGAUGGUCGGGCUGUGUUUCGUACUUUUCAUGAUACUCUUCGACACUUUCAUGGUCAUAUUGUGCAACGCAAUAACGUAUCAGAUGAGAUAUAUUGCUGCUGCUUAUAGUAAAUUGGGACACAAUUGUCGUACGAUAUCAAAACCAUAUUUCGAUGGUGCAAUUGAAUCAGAUACUACAAAAAACGAAUGUUUAAACAAUUUGAAAUUGAUAAUUAAGCACCAUCAAGAAGUAUUGGGGAAAAUGAAUGAUUUUUAUAAAAUUGUUCGCCCAGUUAUUCUUCCUCAACUAAUCAUAGCUUCAUUUACAAUCUCAUUUGGUUCAUUUGUUAUAACUCAGAUUUAUUUUAAUGGUACGUUACUAACAUCAACGCAAUCGCUAAAAAUGUGUUCUUUUCCUAUAUUUUUCUAUCAAAUAUAUUAUACUUGUCUCGUAUUUGGAGAUGUUGAUAAACAGAAAUCCGAAAUGAACUUUGCACUCUACUCUAGUAACUGGACAAAAAUGGAAAUACAAUUUAAAAAGUUACUUUUAUUGGCAAUGAGAAUGCAUGAUGCCCACAAAUCGAACAUGAAACUAACAGCUGAAUUAAUUAUCAACUUAGAAAUAUUUACAAGAGUGAUCAAUUUAUGUUAUUCAAUUUUUUCGGUUUUAGUCAAGUCUCAAUUGAAAGUAACGAAUAAAUAA
Melanaphis sacchari is the source of this 1245-nucleotide messenger RNA. RefSeq lists its product as uncharacterized. Lineage: Eukaryota; Metazoa; Arthropoda; Insecta; Hemiptera; Aphididae. Gene Ontology annotation, biological process: detection of chemical stimulus involved in sensory perception of smell; sensory perception of smell. Gene Ontology annotation, molecular function: olfactory receptor activity; odorant binding. The transcript is spliced from 6 exons. The coding region runs from base 1 to 1245 and encodes 414 amino acids. The record is from RefSeq and is a predicted model, not a curated record. Gene Ontology annotation, cellular component: plasma membrane.